AUGCUAAAUGAUUUACGUAUUAUUUUGAAACGCACAUUAACUAGUACAAACUUAAAGUACGCGACCGAGAUUCAACGAUUUCGAUCGCAUGUGAUGCCUUACAAGCAUAUCGAUAGGCUUGUAAAUUAUACGGGAAAAUUCAAAGCUGUUGUUAUACCUGGCGAUGGGAUCGGGCCGGAAAUGUUGCACCAUGUUCGUGAAAUAUUUGCUUUGGCCGAGGUUCCAGUCGAAUUUGAAGAGGUUUCAUUAAGUUCUGAUAUGUCAAAUGAAGAAGUAGAGAUGGAGAACGUUAUCAAAGCAAUCAAGGCCAAUGGAAUUGCUAUAAAGGGUAACAUUGAAACGAAGUUUGAUGAUCCCGAAUGCAAGUCUCGUAAUGUGGAGUUGCGGCGCAGACUUGAGCUGUAUGCUAACGUAUUACACUGUAUGACUAUUCCUACAAUUCCGACUCGCCACAAAAACAUCGAUAUGAUUUUGAUCAGGGAAAAUAUGGAAGGAGAAUAUUCAGGUUUAGAACAUGAGGCGAAACCAGGAAUUGUUGAGAGCUUGAAGAUCGUUACGCGUAAAAAUAUUGAAAGAAUUGCUCGCUUUGCCUUUGAGUAUGCGCAAUCUUAUGGACGCAAAAAGAUAACAGUGGUGCAUAAAGCCAAUAUUCAGAAAUUAGGUGACGGAUUGUUUCUUAAAGUUUGUAAAGAAAUGGCUGAAUUACAUUAUCCUGAUAUAGAGUUCAAUUCGUUUAUAAUUGAUAACGCCUGUAUGCAACUUGUUUCCCGCCCUCAACAGUUUGACAUAGUACUGAUGCCAAAUUUAUAUGGCAAUAUAAUUUCUAACGUGGCUUGUGGUCUAGUUGGUGGUCCUGGAUUAGUUUCUGGUAUUAACGUUGGCGAUGAUUACGCAGUUUUCGAAACGGGGACACGCAACACAGGAACAUUGUUAGCCGGUAAAGAUCUUGCAAACCCUACUGCUUUCAUCCGCGCAAGUACUGAUAUGUUGCGAUAUCUUGCUCUGAAUAAUUACGCUGACUUGAUCUCUGACGCGCUGUAUAAGGCUCUGACUGAGAAAGGCAUUCACACUGGAGAUAUUGGAGGCACUGCAAAGACAAGCGAGUUAAUUAAAGCCGUUAAGGAGAUACUGCUAUCAAGUAUGAGUGCAAGUUCUUGA
Messenger RNA from Enterobius vermicularis (human pinworm), 1158 nucleotides. NCBI's taxonomy places the organism in Eukaryota, Metazoa, Nematoda, Chromadorea, Rhabditida, Oxyuridae. The record is from the annotation of a GenBank genome assembly.